UUCAUCGCCUGAAAAUAAGAGAGUCAGGAUCGAAGCAUCAGAUGAACAAUCAUGGUUUCAACAUGAUAAAAUUAACAUACAGCAACUUUAUGAAAUUAACAUGCAGAAUACACAAAAUGCAACUUCCUGUACAACUGUCAGCUCACCACAUGGUAUUGAUGCACAAUUCAUAAAUUAUUUUGUGACAUCACCUACUGUUGGAAGAAAUGUAAAUGCACCAAAUUUAGCUGAACAAUCGCAUGCUUCGUCAUCAUCAAAUAUCAUUUCCGCUUCAAACGCAAAUGCUCUACGUGUUAGAAAUACUUCACAAUAUGCUUCUAAUAGUAUGCGUGUUCACCGUAGUACAUUUGUACCAGUCUGGUAUGUUUCUCCAAAAGUUCUUCUAGUAGAUGAUGACUUG
Molecule: messenger RNA, 400 nt
Organism: Racocetra persica
Lineage: Eukaryota; Fungi; Glomeromycota; Glomeromycetes; Diversisporales; Gigasporaceae
Source: the annotation of a GenBank genome assembly